Cynoglossus semilaevis (tongue sole) is the source of this 1994-nucleotide messenger RNA. RefSeq names its product sorting and assembly machinery component 50 homolog, like (gene samm50l). Gene Ontology annotation, biological process: protein insertion into mitochondrial outer membrane; mitochondrial respiratory chain complex assembly. The transcript has 15 exons. Bases 144 to 1556 code for a protein of 470 amino acids. The record is from RefSeq and is a predicted model, not a curated record. Gene Ontology annotation, cellular component: outer membrane. Lineage: Eukaryota; Metazoa; Chordata; Actinopteri; Pleuronectiformes; Cynoglossidae.
GUCCGUAAACGCAGCAUAUAACUGUCAUGGCGUCUCCCUGAAGAGGGUUUGUCCCCCGAAGAAGUAGCCACGGUAAUUGUCAGUUUAUUCGUCAUUAAGGGAAGGGAACCUAGCGGUUCCAAGACCUCGGGACAGUUCUCACCAUGGGGGCGGUCCAUGCUAAGAGUCUGGAUACCCUCCCGAUGCAAGGCCGUGACCUGGACAUCCACCCUGACACCUUAGUUGAGACUCCAGAAAGGAUGGGGGAGGCAAAGCAGGAGAUCCUUGAGAACAAAGACGUGGUUGUGCAACACGUCAACAUUCAGGGUCUUGGACGAACAAAAGAAGAUCUGCUUGGCUACGAGAUCUCCGACGUCUUCCUGGCCAAAAACCUCAUUGAUGUGAUGAAAAGAGCACAUGUCGCGAGACAGAAACUGCUGCGCCUAGGAAUUUUCAAAGAUGUGGAGGUUCUUAUCGAUACAUCUGAAGGCACCGACGCUCUGCCGAAUGGACUUGAUGUAACAUUUGAAGUGACUGAGAUAAGGAGGCUUACAGGAAGCUACAAAACUAUGGUUGGAAACAAUGAAGGAAGCAUGGUGCUGGGUGUUAAACUACCCAACACGCUUGGUCGUGCGGAGAAACUUACCUUCCAGUUUUCAUACGGUACUAAGGAGACUGCGUAUGGGCUGUCUUUCUUCAAGCCCCAACCUGGAAAGUUUGAGCGCAACCUAAUUCUCAACAUGUACAAAGUCAGCGGUCAGUUCCCAUGGAGCUCCUUGAAGGAGACGGACAGAGGAGUGUCAGCAGAAGUCAAUUUUCCUAUUGGAAUCACCAACCACACGUUGAAGUGGGAGGGGAUGUGGAGGGAGCUGGGCUGCCUCGCCCGCAGUGCUUCUUUUGCUGUUCGAGAACAGAGUGGACACUCCCUGAAAUCCGCUCUAUCGCAUACUUUCUCAGUUGAUUCAAGAAACUCAGCCAUUUUUCCCAGCAGUGGUGGAUUACUCCGGCUCAACCAGGAGCUGGCUGGCUACACAGGAGGAGACGCCAACUUUCUAAAAGAAGAUUUUGAGCUGCAGUUAAACAGACACCUCUUCUGGGACACAGUCAUAUCUGCUUCUCUGUGGGGGGGCGUCCUGUACCCUAUUGGAGAGCAACCGUCCUGCAUUGCUGACAGGUUCUACCUCGGGGGCCCCACCAGUGUCCGAGGGUUUGGGAUGUACAGUAUUGGACCACAAUGUCAAGGUGAUUACUUGGGUGGAGAGGCGUACUGGGCAGGUGGGCUGCAUCUCUACACCCCUCUGCCUUUUCGAACAAGGAAGGGAGGAUUUGGAGACCUGUUCAGGACCCACUUCUUCCUAAAUGCUGGCAACCUUUGUAACCUCAACUAUGGUGAUGGUCCCCAGAGUCACCUUAAGAAGCUAGCUGAGUGUAUUCGCUGGUCGUAUGGAGCAGGGAUUGUACUACGAUUAGGAAACAUCGCCAGAAUGGAGCUCAAUUACUGUGUGCCUAUGGGAGUUCAGAGUGGAGACAGAAUAUGUGAUGGUUUCCAAUUUGGAGCAGGAAUUCGCUUCCUGUAACCUCCUGACUGUGCUGAUGUCUUCAACCGAUGACAUUAUCUAUUGGAAAGAUUAAAAAAAAUGUCUGGAUGUUUUGUCAAGUGUAGAAUCUGUAACACUAUCAUGGUUUCUCAGUCCGUGGGAAAUGUGCCUGAGUCCCUGCUUCCCUUCUCUGAUCAGAACUUUAUCCACCGUAACAUUUUCAUUGAUGCGUCAAACAAUCAGUGAAUCUGUACGCUCAUCAAAGAUUUCAACCAACAUUUUUUCGUUCACAUUUGUACUACACAACCGUGUCACUGAGUUACAUACACUCGUCUUUCAGGAAACAGAAUAUCACAAUAUCAGAAUAUCAUCUCCUGGACUGGUACAGUGGCAAUGAAAAGUGAUGCCUAAUAAUUUCCAUGAAUAAUAUUUUUCACUUACCUCAAGAAAGAAUGAUUAAAAGAUUCUGCUCACGUU